Molecule: messenger RNA, 798 nt
Organism: Erythranthe guttata (spotted monkey flower)
Lineage: Eukaryota; Viridiplantae; Streptophyta; Magnoliopsida; Lamiales; Phrymaceae
Product: protein NEGATIVE GRAVITROPIC RESPONSE OF ROOTS
Biological process (GO): regulation of growth; gravitropism
Source: RefSeq, a predicted model, not a curated record
AUGUUUUUUUUAAUUACAUAUAAUGCAGAUCAUGCAAAGAAAGAAUCUCCAAAGGAAGAAUUCAGUGACUGGCCCCACGGAUUGCUUGCCAUUGGUACGUUCGGCGACACCGCCGAUACGAUCCAAGUUGAUGAAAAAAAUCCACAUAAAAAUGAGAUUAUUCCACUAAAGGAAGAGGAAUAUUCGUCAGGGGAUCUUUCGGAAUUCACAGCUGAGGAAGUAGUCAAGUUACAAAAGGAGCUGACGAAACUCUUAUCGAAAAAAUCAGCAACAAAAUCCACCGACAAAAAAUCCGUUGCUAAUUUACCGUUGGAUCGGUUCCUAAACUGCCCCUCCAGCUUGGAAAUGGACAGGAUUAAUUCCAACAGAUUCAGCACUUACUCUGACAAUAGAGACGAGGAAGAAGAAAUCGAUCGGACGAUCAGGAUUAUUCUAGGAAGAUGCAAAGAUGUUUACGAAAAGAAGAAGAAGAAUAGUAACAAGACAAUCGGGAUAAAGUCGUUGUCUUUUCUCGUCAAGAAAAUGUUUGUUUGUCGAAGUGGCUUUGGACCAACGACUAGUUUUAGAGACACACUUCAAGAAUCAAGAAUGGAGAAGCUUCUUAGGACAAUGCUGACGAAGACGAUAUACACGCAGAAAUGUUCAAGAACUUCGUCGACGAAGAAAUACAUUGAGAAUUAUUACAAGCCGGAGAUGAAAGCUGAGAAAGAAGAAGAAGUAGAAGAAUCACAUGGUAUAAGUGAAGAGGGAUCUAAAUGGGACAAAACUGAUUCUGAAUUUAUUGUUCUAGAGAUUUAG